UAUUUUCAUUCCCAAACUCUAAACAAUUUUCUCCAAAAGCCCUAAGCGAGUAAUCGACCUCUGUCGCUCAAAUUCCUCCUCCGCUCGGAAAAUCACCUCCACCACCGUCCACCUGCGUCUUCUCUCUUUGAAGUAUACUUGAAAAGUAUAGGAAAACCUCAUAAAUCACAUCAUCGCUUGCUUUCCUCUCGGUCCAUAUGCUUUCCUCGUUGACUCGCCGUUUCCCUGCAACAACAAUUGGUCUAUUGGUUCAUCAUUUAUCGUAAACUCUAGCCUUCAUCACCUUCCUAGUCUGGCUUCUGGUUGUCUAUAAGUUCUAUUUUCAUGUAGCUCUCUUUCUUCUCUUUCAUUUUAGAUCAAAUCAUAACUCGUUUUUCUAAGCUCUGCGUUCCAUAACUCCUUAAUUUUGGUUUUCCUAUGGUUUUCUUGUUGCUGACGUACAUUUUGUUUUUCCUAUUACAAUUUAAUAAUCUCACAGGAUGAAUUUGUAUGAUAUGAAUUUGGUACCGGGUGUAGGCAUGUGACAAGGGGCAUAAUGUCAAAAUGACAAGAAUAUAUGGAGUGGCCAGAAGAUGUGUUGCCGGAGCAAUUAACAAUUACACCACUCAGCUACUCGACUAUGGCAAACAAACAUCUCAGUAUAAUCUCACAGAAGCGCUGCUCUUUCUUUCUCAUUUCAUGGGAGAUAUUCAUCAGGAUUCACUUCGGAUAGAAGUGGGAACACGAUUAAUGUUCACUGUGGCUUUCAAAUCCAGGGAGGACCACAGGAAACAGAUGGAACUUGAAGAAGCCCGAAAAACUCCUGCAGAAGUUGAUGAAGAUGGAAAAGAAAUUAAUCCACAUAUUCCUCAGUAUAUGUCAAUGCAGAGAGACCUCUGUGGAGCUAUGAGACACACAACCAAGACAUGCAUGGAGAAGCCACCAUCUUAUGCUCAUGUGAUUGAACGAUAUGAAGCUCGUGAUGAAGCUAGAAAGAAAUUCUUGAAAGAUCAACAACUUAAGAAGUUAGAGGAAAAGGGUAACACUCAAAAUGUGGAAGAAGCUGUUAGUGAUGAUGAAGAUAAUGAAGAUGCAUUAAAAGUUGAUGAAGCCAAAGUUGAUGAGAGUAAGCAGAUGGAUUUUGCAAAGUGGAAAAACGUGUCAGGACUACAGGUGGUGGUAGCACGGGUACUGAAUCUGCGAAUUCGAGAAGAUACAGCAAAAUACCUUCUGAAUCUUGAUGUAAACUCUGCACAUUAUGAUCCGAAAACUCGAUCCAUGCGUGAGGAUCCGCUUCCAGAUAUGGAUCCAAAUGAGAAGUUCUAUGUUGGGGAUAACCAGAAUAGAGUAAGUGGACAAGCAUUGGAGUUCAAGCAACUGAACAUUCAUGCAUGGGAAGCAUUUGAGAAGGGUCUGAUGCAAAAUUGUUUUGUUUAUGAAUUUGACGAUUUUGCCCUUGGUGAUGAUUUGGGAUUUUGGCACACCAAGCAACAACCAAAAACAGAAAAUUGA
Molecule: messenger RNA, 1491 nt
Organism: Lactuca virosa
Lineage: Eukaryota; Viridiplantae; Streptophyta; Magnoliopsida; Asterales; Asteraceae
Source: the annotation of a GenBank genome assembly